Molecule: messenger RNA, 1689 nt
Organism: Linnemannia hyalina
Lineage: Eukaryota; Fungi; Mortierellomycota; Mortierellomycetes; Mortierellales; Mortierellaceae
Source: the annotation of a GenBank genome assembly
AUGAAAACAUUAACGAUGGCCGAAAUCAGUCAAAACCCUUUCCAAGACGACCUCAAAGGCCUUGACCGUCUGCGCCAAAAACUCCGUCCCGCCCUCCUCUACGUUGUAUCUUUUGCCCAAUUCUUUGACAUUGUCAAUGGCGCCUCCGUCUCCGUCGCCAUCCUGCCCAUCGCCCAAGACCUCCAUUUCACCGUCCCACAAGUCCUUUGGAUCCUGAACGCGUAUACGAUCUCCUUUGCUGGUCUCUUGCUCGUCUCAGGUCGUCUUGGUGAUCUCUUUGGUCAUCGCCGGAUGUUUAUGUUUGGUCUUUUCUGGUUCGCGCUUUGGGCUCUGGUCGUCUCCUUCUCGACUUCGCCAAUCAUGUUUAUCCUUGCCCGCGCGCUUCAGGGUAUGGGUGCUGCUGCGACCGUUCCUACCGCCAUGGCUCUGAUCGCGACAACUUACCCUGCCGGACCGGAACGUACCAAAGCCUUCUCGAUCUUUGGUGCUUUUGGUGGACUCGGCGCCGUUGUUGGUAUCCUCAUGGCCGGUGGAUUGAUUGCUAGUAUCGGAUGGGUCUGGAUCUUCCGCAUCUCGGCUAUUGCUGCCCUGAUCCUGCUGGCGUUGAGUUUCAUUGUAAUCCCCGUUCUCCCUGCCAAGACUGAGAAGCCCAAAGUCGACUACCUCGGUGCCAUUACUGCCACCACUGGUGUCACGGGCAUUGUCUACUACAUCAUCACUGGUGUCGAGUACGGCUGGGGCAACGCCAAAACUAUCCCCAUCUUUGUCGUCGCCCUCGCUCUCAUCGCCCUGUUCAUCUUCAUCGAAUCUCGCGUCCAGUCUCCAUUAAUGCCCCUUCGCAUCUGGAAGCUCAAGUCCUUCACCACCUCUGUCAUCCUCGCGUUCGUCUCCAUGGCCAAGUUCCAGGGCAUCAUUUACUACGCCAACAUGACCUUCCAAGAAGUCUACGAGUGGAGCCCCCUCAAGACCGCCCUCGGCUUCCUAGUCCACGCCCUCCUUGCUGUCGUUUCCUUUACAGUCCUAGGCCGCAUGCUUCCCCGCCUCUCUCUCAAGCCACUCAUCCUCGUCGGCUUCCUCCUCCGCUCUGGAUCCGCACUGAUGUUCGCCUUUGUCAAUGAAGACACUAGUUACUGGGCCCUCCCCUUCCCCGCAUUCAUCAUCCAUAUCCUUGGAGUUGGUCUCUCCCUCCUCCCCAUCCAGAUCACAGCCGUCCGUGACGCCGAAAACAAGGACCAAGGACUCGUUGGCGCGCUCUACAACACCGGUCUUCAACUCGGCGCACCCUUUGGACUUGCAAUCCUGAACGUCAUUGCCAUCUCGACCAACGGAAACAUUGACGGUGCUGUUCGUGGUGGACCCGCUCUGGCUAAGGGAUUCCAUAACGCCUUCUUUGCCAUGGUCGCCAUGGGUCUCUUUGGAUUCUUCCUCUCCCUCGUCAUCCUCCCUUGGGACAAGCCCGUCCGUCCUGCUACUGUCCACAAGAACGUCUCGACUCCUUCCCUGGCCUCGACCGCUGUUCCAGCCCACAGUGCCAGCACGAUUGAACCCAAGGACCUUGAAGAGGUUGUGUCCUCGUCCGAAGUUAUUGGCAAGCCCUUCUCGGCAGGCAAUGACAUUGAUGCCAGCACGAUUGGUAGCCAUUCCGAGAAGAUUGACAGAGCCGAUGAUCUUGAGAAGGGCCGCGUUUAA